AUGUCAGCCAAAAGAGGUCGUGGUGGUGUCGGAGGUGGUAAAUUUCGUAUUUCCCUCGGUUUACCAGUUGGAGCAGUAAUCAAUUGUGCCGAUAAUACUGGUGCCAAAAAUUUAUACGUCAUUUCAGUCAAAGGCUUUGGUGCACGACUCAAUCGUUUACCAGCUGCCUGUGUUGGUGAUAUGAUUAUUUCAACUGUGAAGAAAGGCAAACCAGAUCUACGUAAAAAAGUUAUGCCCGCCGUCGUUAUCCGUCAACGCAAACCAUUUCGCCGAAAGGACGGUACAUUUAUCUAUUUUGAAGAUAAUGCCGGAGUUAUUGUCAAUAACAAAGGUGAAAUGAAAGGUUCAGCAAUAACGGGACCAGUAGCCAAGGAAUGUGCUGACUUAUGGCCACGUAUCGCCGCUAAUGCUCAAUCCGUUGCUUAA
This is a messenger RNA of Rotaria socialis, 426 nucleotides long. Lineage: Eukaryota; Metazoa; Rotifera; Eurotatoria; Philodinida; Philodinidae. The record is from the annotation of a GenBank genome assembly.